Molecule: messenger RNA, 3564 nt
Organism: Betta splendens (Siamese fighting fish)
Lineage: Eukaryota; Metazoa; Chordata; Actinopteri; Anabantiformes; Osphronemidae
Gene: gzf1
Product: GDNF-inducible zinc finger protein 1
Exons: 8
Coding region: 157-2616 (819 amino acids)
Biological process (GO): regulation of transcription by RNA polymerase II
Cellular component (GO): nucleus
Molecular function (GO): DNA-binding transcription factor activity, RNA polymerase II-specific; protein binding; RNA polymerase II cis-regulatory region sequence-specific DNA binding
Source: RefSeq, a predicted model, not a curated record
CAAACGUACACAUUACUACAAAUGAAAGGACUGAUCCCAAAUCAGCCGAUUCGCCGCCGGACGUUUGUGGAGCGACUUCUACAGGAAAUACCUUCCACUGCGGAGAGCAUUUGUGAGGGGAGCUAUUUUACCGAGCUUACGCUUCACAAAUGAAUAAUGGGGGUCCAAGCUGUCCAGCUCACCUCUAAGUGUCACCAUGACAACAUCCUCGCCUCGCUUCACGAGAUGAGGCUGCAGGGUCAGCUGAGUGACGUCACCGUGCAGGUAGACUACCAGGGGGACGUGCAGGAGUUCCAGGCCCACCAGGUGAUGCUUGCAGCAUCCAGUGGCUACUUCAAGAAGGUCCUCCUCUCUGGCGAUGCUGGCACAGACCGGCUGCUGCUCUCCAAUAUGCACUUCAGUGACUUCUCCAAGUUUUUGGAAUUUGUGUACACCGGUAAAGUUGAAGUCUCCAAAGACAAGAUUGGCGACGUUCAAGCAAUUGCUCAGGCUUUGGACUGUAAGGCCCUGUCAGCGCUGUGCGGUGAGGCCAUGAGUGCAGGAAUUCUACAAAAGCACACAAAGAAAACACUGAAGUCCAAAGUUACGGAUGAAGAGGAGACGCCUGGGGCCAAGGGAGAUACAAGGACUAAACAACCAAAGAAGCCAGCAAAACGUGUGUUACUGAAGCGGAAGCUCCCAACACAAAGCUCUGAGAAAGAAGUAAUAACAAAAAGAUUCAAGGCAAAGAAAGUGGAGGAGGAAAAAAGACCGGAAAGAAAGCAAAGCCGGAGGCUGGCUGGACGAAAGGUAUUUAGAAAGCGUCUGAACGUUAAAAAAAGAGGAUUGAGAAACGCGAGCAAAGUCACACAUGACGACAAAGGAGAGUCUGAGAGCGGUGCCGAGGCUCAGCCAGAGAAUCAGACGGAGAAAGGAGACGGGCCGCUGGCGAUACCGGCCUCCGAUGCAGAUGAGUGGGAGUGUGAGGAUCUGAAGAGCAAUGAUUCUGAAGACACCGGCUUGUCGUUUUGGGAGGACGAGGAGGGUCAGUCGAAGCAGACGGGUAAAAGAGCAUCGAAAGCUCAGUUCGAGUGCUCCGAGUGCCAGCGGACGUUCCACUAUGAGAGGAGCUACCUGAAGCACAUCAGCACGUAUCACGGAGUGAAGGCGGACGUCGUCUACCGCUGCGACACCUGCCAGCAGACCUUCGCCAACCGCAGCAACCUGAAGAUCCACGAGAAGCACGUCCACAGCAGCGAGAGGCUGUUUUCCUGCGAGUCCUGCACCAAGACCUUCAAGCGAAAGAAGGACGUGGUUCGCCAUCAGAGACAAGUGCACGAACGCAAGAACACGCAACACGUCUGCCCCGAGUGUGGGAAGUCGCUGAGCUCCAAAACUGCUCUGCUGCUGCACGAGAGGACGCACACGGGCACCAAGCCGUUUCAGUGCAACGACUGCGGGGCCAAGUUCACACAGAACUCUGCCCUUAAAAUGCACUCCAGGACUCACACAGGAGAGAAGCCGUUUGCAUGUGACGUGUGUGAUUCCCGGUUCACUCAGAAGCACAUGCUGGCCUAUCACAAGCGGUCACACACAGGUGAGAAGCCUUUUAUGUGUGAGGCGUGUGGGAAGAGCUUUGCAUCCAAGGAAUACCUGCGGCAUCACUCCAACAUCCACACCGGCUCCAAGCCGUACAAGUGUGAGCAGUGCGGACGGGGCUUCGCUCAGAGGAACUCCCUCCACCAGCAUCUGAAGAUACACACAGGUGAGCGUCCGUACAGGUGUAAGGACUGUGAAAAGCAGUUCACACAGCUUAACGCCCUCCAGAGGCACCAGCGGAUUCACACCGGGGAGAAACCGUACAUGUGUGCCCUCUGCAACCGCACCUUCACGGACAAGUCCACCCUUCGCAGGCACACUACGAUCCACGACUCGGACGCUCCCUGGAAGACCUACCUUGUCGUGCUGGAGGGCAACGUGGAGGACAAGAAGCCCAAAAGCCCCACCAAAGACAAGGCGGAGACGGCGGCAGCGGGGGAGAAAAAGGGCAAAGCGAGAAAAAGCAGCGACGGCAAAGCAGCUGUUGAAGCUGCUGCUAAAACCAGCACAAACGCGGAGGUUUCAGCCGAGCCGGUCACUCUCCCACCUGACUGGACCGGUCAUGGAGCUAUUGCCCUGGUCAGCCAGGACGCCCUCGGCGCCAUCACGGUGAUCCACACCGAAGUGCCCGCCGGGACGCAGAUCCAGCCCCUUGUAACCACAGACAGCACGGGGACCAGUAUCAUCUCCUUGGACGGUCCAGCCAUCUCCGUUCCCUUCUCCAUACCUGUUUCCAUGGCUCGUUCCAUCCCUGUGGCGGCCGGAUCGGCGUCCGCGCUCUCGGUUCCCGCGUCCGACGGCGCGUCGGCGUCCGUCUCAGUGGUCCCAACUGUUUCCACAUCGUCCGUGCUAGAAGCGGCUGCGUCUCAGACCAUUUUGGCUCAGGUUUCGGAGACGAAGACGGCUCCUGAGGCUGAGGUUGCUCCUGAUCUUCAAACUGUGAUCGUAGGUAACUGUACCAGAGAAGAGGAACAACCUGCUACUGUUCAAACUGACAGAGAGCAAAGUACAGAAGACGGCAUCCUAGAUGAUCCCUAGGAGCUUGUUUAUGAUGCAGUUUAGUAAACCAUAAUUGUAUGAUAUCAGUUUUUCAGUUUUAUUUGCUUUUUUACAUAAUUUCACAUUAACAGUGUCUUAAUGCGUGGUAUGUCUAUUAUCUGACUUUCAGUAUUUGAUUAACCUUCUACGUGUUCAUCACGCUUCUACAUGUCAUGUUCAUUAAAGGGACCUCGUUAUCAAUUUACAUUUUAAAGAUACAACAUGGCUAUAUUUAAGGUAUUCAAAAUAAUUGUUUAUCUAAUAUACUGUGAAAUGUGGCACAAAUCAUAUUGAAUCUAAAUAAAACUGAUUGUUAAUUCCUAAGAUUUAAAACCAAAUACGUAUGUUUUUUUGAGACACUAUAUGUAGCUUUCUAUACACAUUAGAAAAUAAUUUGAAGUCUGUUGACAAUUAGUUUUGGUGUAACUGUACAGUUUUAACAGACAGCUGGAAUAUAAUACCUUUAUUAUUGUCCUUUUGCACAAGCAUACAAAUAAAGGUCCAUUGCUGUUCCACCUGGAAGAAGCUGGAUACCUGGAGUAACUGGCCUUCUUGGUAAAAACUUUGGUCUGGAUGACAACAGUGAAUAAAGCAACACUAAACUAUAUUCAAUGACAUGCUUAGCAACUGGCCAUUUGGAAGGUUCGCUGCAGCGGCAAACCUUCAAUGAGAUGUUUACGACACGGCACGGCACGAGAUGAGUGACUGAUGAUGUUGGGUUUUCCAUGUCAGUGCUUCAAAAGAUCAUUCAAAAUUACAGCAUCAGAGGUAUUACAUUACAACUGAUUCUAAGCAAUAACCAUCAACGUAAGAAAAUCCUAACUAUGUGUUGAUCAUGUGGGUUGUGAGUAGGUGCAAAUGUUUAACAGUCUCCACAUGGUGCAUAUCAUUGGCCAAGAUGCCAAAAGGACACUCGUCUGACUGGAGGGACAAAAAAAAAAAAAAGGA